UCUUUGUCGGCUUCAUACCUCCGUGUCUGCGGAGACUGACACGACCGAGCCACCGUUACAAUUGAAGCGCCUGAUUCCAUAUGCAAGACAUUCCUGAAUUACAUGAUUGGCCAAGCGCAAGGCAUUUCGUGAUGAUUGCUCAAGCAUGCCCAGUGUGCCAGUUAACUGGCAGUGCACGGGUACGCACCCCACAUUCACUGCCGUCCAUGCAUAUGGGGGAAGAGGCGUCGUCCAUAAAACGCGCGGGGACAACUAUCAUAUUGUGCAUCAAUUCUUCGACAUGGCGUCACUCCCAGGCUCGGGAAUACUGGUGGAAGCGGAAGAGUUCCAUGACUUUGGCGGCUGGACCUUGGACUCGCAAUUCGACUCGGAGAUGGGCUCGCCGUACCUUCUCGCUCACGGUAAUGGCAAGCCAGUCGCAGACGCAACAACCGUUAUAUCGGCGGAGAAGGGACGCUAUAAUGUUUGGGUUCGAGCCAAAGACUGGGUUCCUGCUCAUCACCCUGGCCAAUUUUCUCUCAUUAUUAACGGAACUACUCUCGACACAGUCUUUGGCACGAACGGCAGAGAUUGGCACUGGCAGCGCGCAGGCAUAGUACAACUCCCAGAGGGUGAUACAAGACUUGUGCUGCACGAUCUGACUGGCUUCUGCGGCCGCUGCGAUGCGAUCAUUUUCGGCACGGAUGACACAUCACCGCCAAACGAGAGUGACGAGGCAGCUCGUGUCUGGCGAAGACAACUGCGUGGGAUACCCCAUCAACCUGUUGAUGCAGGGUUGUUUGACGUUGUUGUCGUCGGCGGAGGCGUACCUGGCUGUACAGCCACAUUAGCAGCCGCACGACUGGGAGAUCGCGUUGCCCUUAUUCAAGACCGCCCUUACCUCGGUGGCAAUGCCAGCGUAGAGAUCGGGCUCACCCCACGCGGCAUGACUAACUCUGUCAUACAAGAGCUCGCACAGCGCGACGCAGAUGGCGACUUGAUUGCGAAGCGGCUGCUUGGCGCAGAGCCCAACGCAACGGUGUUCAUGGAGUACACUGUGUAUGAUGCGGCCCUCGUCGGCUCCCAGAUAACAUCGGUGAUGGCCCGCAACGCCCGUACUGGGAAAGAGAUAUGUCUUUCAGCUCCAGUAUUCAUCGACUGCUCCGGCAAGGCUGUUCUUGGUGUCUGCACUGGCGCAGAGACACUUUUCGGUCAAGAGUCCAAAGCGAUGUAUGGCGAAAGCCUCGCACCCACAGAAUCUGACGACAUGCAUCACGGACACACAGUGUUCUUCCGGACACGGAUGGGCGACAACGCGGCGCCCUUCCCGUCUGUCCCAUGGGCCACCGAGGUUGCGAAAGACUAUUCGGAUCUUCGGGGUCAGCUCACCAAGCCUGGUUUUGAGAAUGGGCCAGGACCUCACGUUGUGCCCCCGAAUUUCGUGCCCGAUCCGACCAUCGACAUGCGGAUGAAGGGACCCCUCACACAUUUUUGGGAGUACGGCCAAUGGCUUGAUCCGUACACUAAUGGUGAGCAUAUUCGAGACCAUCUCUUAUGUGCCAUAUACGGAACCUUUCGCAAUGUAAAAGAAAUGGAACCCGAGACAUAUGCGAAUCUUGAGUUUGAUUGGGUGGCAUUUGUCGCAGCUCAGGGAGAGUUCAGGAAGUACGAGGGCGACUACAUUCUAACAGAGACUGAUAUUCGCGAUCACAAACCCUUCCCCGACGCUGUGGUCCAAAAUGCAGGCGCGUUUUGUCUUCAUUACCCAGGCGACCAAAAGUACGACUUUCGUCUGCAGGCCUGGGAAUGGGAUGAGCGGGAUAAGAAGCCUUACGACAUUCCUUUCCGAUGUCUCUAUUCGUCUAACAUUUCGAACUUGAUGAUGGCUGGGAAGCAUAUCAGUACUACACAUAUUGGAGGCUCCAAUGCCAAGUUCAUGGCUAAUGGAGGGUGCCACGCAUUGGCAACGGCGGCCGCGGCGCACUUGUGUAUAAAGCAUCAAACCAGUCCUCGUGGUAUACAUGAGAGACAUCUUCCAGAGCUGAAGGCAGCUGUCAUCCGCCAGGGCCAGGGAAUCUGGGACAGAAGAUCGGAUAACAGACUGUGAUACCCGGAGGUACUCGUUCUCAUGAAAGAUCUGUAGGCACUAGCCGUUCUUCAGAAACAACAUAUAUGGGAGUAAAGUUUUUCUCGGAGGCACUGUUUGUCGAACAUUUAUAUUC
Colletotrichum godetiae is the source of this 2201-nucleotide messenger RNA. Its product is annotated as FAD dependent oxidoreductase-domain-containing protein. NCBI's taxonomy places the organism in Eukaryota, Fungi, Ascomycota, Sordariomycetes, Glomerellales, Glomerellaceae. Bases 146 to 2086 code for a protein of 646 amino acids. The transcript has 4 exons. The record is from RefSeq and is a predicted model, not a curated record.